CACAAUYUGUUGUCCUGUUGUUGUACGCAAGUGUCGAAGAGGAAAAGCACUUGAAAUGAAAGUCUUGAGUUUUGUGGUGAUUUCGGUGAUGGGCUUGUUUCUGGUCACUGAAGGGAAACAAGUCAUUAAGAGGAAAAAAGAUUUUUGUUUUCUGCAGCCUGGUGCCCUUAAAACCAUGGAAGAGAAAUUWAAUAUCAUCAUGAAAAUAUUGGGAGCAUCUAAUAAGAUAGGAGUGCCCAAAAAUUGUGCUGAAGUUCUUAGAGGGGGUGGAAAGAAAAGUGGUGUUUACACAGUCGAUCCCGAUGGCAAAGGACCAUUCAAGGUUUACUGUGACCAGAAGACGAGUGGAGGUGGAUGGACAGUCUUUCAAAAGAGACAAGACGGUUCAGUCAACUUCUAUCGAGGUUGGGCUGACUACAAGAACGGUUUUGGUGACCUGAAAGGCGAGUUCUGGUUGGGACUGGAUAAAAUCAACCGGUUGACCCAUCAGACUCGUAACCGUCUUCGUGUUGACCUACAAGACACCAAGGGGAACAGCGCGUAUGCCGAGUACGACUACUUUGCUGUGACCAGUGAAAGAAACAAAUACAAACUGAGUCUUGGGACUUAUUCAGGUACUGCUGGUGACUCGCUCUCCUCCCAUCGUGGUAAGGCCUUCACUACCAAAGAUCGUGACUACGAUUCCGAUAAGAGUCGAAACUGUGCAGUGACCUUCAAAGGUGCCUGGUGGUACAAGACCUGCCAUCACUCUAACCUCAACGGUCUGUACCACCACGGGAAACACAAGUCCCAUGCUGAUGGAGUCAACUGGUAUCACUGGAAAGGAUACAAGUACUCCGCUAAGAAAGCCGAGAUGAAGAUAAGACCAGUAUAAAAUGUGAACCAAAUGCUUCUUGCCCUUGGCAGCGCCUAGCUAUAGUCACACCAGUUAAGAACCGAGCUCUUUAGCUUAGAAAAUUUAAUUAAAAUAUUUGUUAAUCAUAAAUGUAAAAGAUCAAAUUUAUUACUAUUUGUAGACUUUAAAUACAAUAGUUUAGAUGAGUAAUCUUGUAGAAUUCAAAAAGUAAAAUAAGACAAAUAAAAUACUGCAGCAUGGAAUUCGAA
This is a messenger RNA of Actinia tenebrosa (Australian red waratah sea anemone), 1104 nucleotides long. RefSeq names its product ryncolin-1-like. The record is from RefSeq and is a predicted model, not a curated record. NCBI's taxonomy places the organism in Eukaryota, Metazoa, Cnidaria, Anthozoa, Actiniaria, Actiniidae.